Messenger RNA from Dendronephthya gigantea, 1079 nucleotides. RefSeq lists its product as uncharacterized. The record is from RefSeq and is a predicted model, not a curated record. NCBI's taxonomy places the organism in Eukaryota, Metazoa, Cnidaria, Anthozoa, Malacalcyonacea, Nephtheidae. The coding region runs from base 102 to 1079 and encodes 325 amino acids. The transcript has 2 exons.
UAUAAUGAAGUGUUGGGUUAUGAUAAGAGACGUUACAUGGUGUCAGGUGUUGUGAGUGAAACUCACGUUGUUCGUAAAGAAAGAACAAGACCGUUGCUAGCAUGUCUGGUGAAGAAGUGAUGUCGUCCGGAGCACCACAGCAGGCAAGAGUUGCUCAACGGUUUCAUGUCAAUAUUCCAUUGCCGGCGAAAUUGGAUUUACGAGGGAAUUUGGCUUCGAAUUGGAAGAGGUUCAAGAGAAUAUGGGAUAACUACGAGAUAGCUUCCCGAUUGCGAAACGAAUCGAAGGAAUUAAGAACAGCAGCGUUGCUCUCUUGCAUUGGAAUCGAAGGGUUUGAAACAUAUGAAGGGCUAGAGUGGGCAAACGACGAUGAGAAAACAGACAUAGAUAUAGUCCUGGAAAAGCUUAAAACUUUUUAUGUUGGAGCUACAAAUGUUAUCUACGAGCGAUACAAUUUUAACCGACGAGUACAAGAGCCAAGUGAGUCCUUUGAAGCGUAUGUCGUAGCGUUAAGAGCCCUUGCUAAGUCAUGUAAUUACGGACAUUUAGCUGACGAUUUUAUACGCGAUAGAAUAGUCGUGGGAGUUCGAGAGAAUAGUUUACGAAAGAAAUUACUUCAAACGAGGCAUUUGACGUUGAGGAAGUGCAUAGAUAUCUGCCGAGCGAGUGAAACUACAGACCAGCAGUUAAAAAGUAUGUCUCAAACCGAUGAGGUUCACGCCCUUUGCACAAAAUUAGGUGGAAAGAAAAAUAGAGAGCCAACGAAGUGGAACAAAGGGAUUAGUCCAAGAGCAACUGAGGAAAAGAAUAUUCAUGGAGUUGAAAAGCAGUCUGAAAGUGAGGACGAAGAUUACGUCCUGACAGUUAAAGAAGAAUCAGUCAUGUCUGUCGGCGAAACCAAGUUUCCCAAGAGAAUAUUUGCUCAUAUGUUGCUAAAUGAAACGAUUGUGAAGUUCCAGUUAGACAGUGGGGCGACGGCGAAUGUUCUACCGUUGCAGUUGUAUCGAGAAAUCUUUAAGGAUCCUGAGCUUGAGCACUUGAAGAAGACAGAAACGACAUUGGUGAUGUUAAAUAAAUAA